CAUCACCAUGCCUAGAGAGAGGGAUCCUCUGGUGGUAGGUCGGGUGAUAGGGGAUGUCUUAGACCACUUCAACAAGUCCAUAUCCCUUAGGGUGACCUACAACUCUAGGGACGUUACUAAUGGAUGUGAGUUUAAACCCUCCCUAGUGAUCAAUCAACCAAGGGUUGAAAUUGGAGGCGAUGACCUUAGGACCUUUUACACACUCGUUAUGGUCGAUCCUGAUGCUCCAAGCCCAAGUAAUCCAAACCUAAAAGAAUAUCUUCACUGGUUGGUGACAGACAUCCCUGCAACUACUGGGGCAAGUUUCGGGCAAGAGAUCGUCUGCUAUGAGAGCCCACGUCCAACCAUCGGGAUACACCGGUUUGUUUUUGUACUUUUCCGGCAACUGGGUAGACAAACGGUGUAUGCUCCUGGAUGGCGUCAAAAUUUCAACACCAGAGACUUUGCUGAGCUUUAUAAUCUGGGAUUACCAGUGGCUGCUGUUUAUUAUAACUGCCAGAGGGAGAGUGGUUCCGGUGGAAGAAGACGAUGAAGUUAGAAGCUAUUUACAUAGCUUAUUCUCAUCAUGACAUUAUAUUAGAAGCUAUUUAUGAGACAAAUAGAUGUAUGGAGACUCUAGAAGCAGUUAUUUAUGAGACAAAUAGAUGUAGUUAGAAGCUAUUUACAUAGCUUAUUCUCAUCAUGACAUUAUAUUCUGCUUCCUGUUUUGU
Molecule: messenger RNA, 710 nt
Organism: Nelumbo nucifera (sacred lotus)
Lineage: Eukaryota; Viridiplantae; Streptophyta; Magnoliopsida; Proteales; Nelumbonaceae
Product: protein HEADING DATE 3A
Source: RefSeq, a predicted model, not a curated record